Molecule: messenger RNA, 1293 nt
Organism: Lucilia sericata (common green bottle fly)
Lineage: Eukaryota; Metazoa; Arthropoda; Insecta; Diptera; Calliphoridae
Product: growth hormone-inducible transmembrane protein
Exons: 7
Coding region: 164-1210 (348 amino acids)
Cellular component (GO): mitochondrial inner membrane
Source: RefSeq, a predicted model, not a curated record
AUUUAGUGUCAGUCGCCGUUAAUAUUUGUCGGCGCAGGGCUCUGGUUAUUGUUCGAAAGACUUUCAACUCAUCUGAACGAGAAAUUUCUAAAUUACAAAAUUUAACGAAAAAUUACAAAAAAGAAGUUUAUAAGAUAUAAAAGAAUUUCACAAUAAUCAAAAAAUGUUACUAAGACUUGCAUCUCAAGUACCGGGCCGUUUAGCCAGUGGAUCGACCACAUUUUCCGCAUCCAUAAAACAAACAUUGCUUGCUCCACGAUUGAUAAAGCCCAGCAAUAAUAAUUUGUUGGUUCGUCAAUAUGCUCGUGGUCCCAGGGAGCCACCACUAACCUCACGCAGUGAAGUAAGACGUGGGCCAACUUUAAAGGAAAAAUUAAUGGCUCCACCAUCGGAAAAUGCAUACUCCAUGGGAAAAGGUGCUGCAGCUGGAGCAGCUGGUAUUGGUUUAGGGGCAUUGUGCUAUUAUGGUUUAGGCCUCAGCAAAGAUGCCAGCAUACAGAAUAAUUCACUUUUGUGGCCCCAAUAUGUUAGAGAACGUUUACACACAACCUAUGGAUACUUUGGAGCUUCUUGCGUUCUAACAGCUUUGACAGCAGCCGCUGUUUUCCGUUCCCCACGUUUAUUGGAAUUAACCACUCGCAAUGGCUGGCUGUCCACUUUGGCAACUUUUGCCUUAGUCAUUGGCACCGGUGCCAUGACCCAAUCUAUUCCCUAUAAAGAGGGUAUUGGUGCUAAGCAAUUAUCUUGGGCUUUACAUUGCGCAGUUUUGGGUGGUGUUAUUGCACCAUUAUGUUUCCUCGGUGGUCCGCUGUUGACUCGCGCUGCUCUUUAUACUGGUGGCGUAGUUGGUGGUCUAUCAACUAUUGCUGUUUGUGCUCCAAGUGAUAAAUUUUUGUACAUGGGUGGUCCUUUAGCAAUUGGUUUGGGCUUGGUAAUGGCCUCUUCGUUGGCUGGCAUGUGGCUACCACCUACAACAGCAUUGGGAGCUGGUUUGGCUUCCUUAUCUCUUUAUGGUGGUUUAGUACUUUUCAGUGGAUUUUUGCUUUACGAUACACAACGUAUUGUACGCAAAGCUGAAGUUUAUCCCCAAUAUGCAAUGGCUCCUUUCGAUCCUAUUAAUGCGAGCCUUUCAAUUUACAUGGACGUUCUAAAUAUUUUCAUUCGAAUUGCUAUGAUUUUGUCUGGAUCAGGUGGCAACCGUCGCAAAUAAAAUAUUUAUACUUGAAUACUGAACUAUAUGUGAUUUCUUUUUUCGAUUAUAUAUGAUUUAAAUAAAAAUUAUUAGCUGUAGUA